Pelobates fuscus (common spadefoot toad) is the source of this 6963-nucleotide messenger RNA. RefSeq names its product decapping mRNA 2 (gene DCP2). The record is from RefSeq and is a predicted model, not a curated record. NCBI's taxonomy places the organism in Eukaryota, Metazoa, Chordata, Amphibia, Anura, Pelobatidae. Gene Ontology annotation, molecular function: RNA binding; 5'-(N(7)-methylguanosine 5'-triphospho)-[mRNA] hydrolase activity; manganese ion binding. Bases 127 to 1389 code for a protein of 420 amino acids. Gene Ontology annotation, cellular component: P-body; cytoplasm. The transcript has 11 exons. Gene Ontology annotation, biological process: nuclear-transcribed mRNA catabolic process, nonsense-mediated decay; deadenylation-dependent decapping of nuclear-transcribed mRNA.
CAGGGUGAGUGGGUGAUUGGUCGCUGUGGGUUGUUGUUUUUGUUGUUGUUUCGGUUCCUGCCCGGAUCCUCCCUCUCUCUCUCUCCCUGGCUGCCUCGCUGCUCCCGGGAUGUGCCGCUCUCCGACAUGGAAAGUAAACGCGUGGAGGUUCCUGACGGAGUGCUGGAUGACCUGUGCAGCCGAUUUAUUUUACACAUUCCCAGUGAGGAGCGAGACAAUGCUAUAAGAGUGUGCUUUCAGGUUGAACUUGCUCAUUGGUUUUACUUGGACUUCUGGAUGCAGAACUUUCCAGGCCUGCCUCAGUGUGGGAUAAGAGACUUUGCUAAAGCAGUAUUCCAGCAUUGCCCUUUUUUACUUCCCAAUGGUGAAGAUGUACAAAGGGUUUUGGAUGAGUGGAAGGAAUACAAAAUGGGAGUUCCAACCUAUGGUGCCAUUAUUCUAGAUGAGAGCCAUGAAAAUGUGCUACUUGUUCAAGGCUAUCUAGCCAAGUCAGGAUGGGGAUUUCCCAAAGGAAAAGUUAAUAAAGAAGAAGCACCUCAUGACUGUGCUGCCAGAGAGGUAUUUGAAGAGACAGGUUUUGAUAUCAAAGAUCGAAUCUGUAAUAAUGACUACAUUGAACUGAAGAUCAAUGAUCAGUUGGCGCGCUUGUAUAUUAUUCCAGGAGUCCCAAAAGAUACCAAGUUUAACCCCAAAACAAGACGAGAAAUAAGAAAUAUUGAAUGGUUUCCUAUUGAGAAGUUACCCUGCCAUAAAAAUGAUAUGACUCCCAAGUCAAAGCUUGGAUUGGCUCCUAACAAAUUUUUUAUGGUGAUCCCUUUCAUUAGACCGUUACGAGACUGGCUGCACAGAAAGCUUGGUGAUUCAUCCGACAGUGAUAAUGGGCUUGCUUCAACUGGCAGCACUCCAUCCAAACCAAAUAUGGAAAAAUCCAAACCCAAGAUGCAUUGCAUUCCUCAAUUUUCUGUGCUAUCUCAAGGAGACCAGUGGACAAAGUCCAAGCCCCAGCAAAAGCCUUCUAGUAAUUACAAUCCUGUAGAGAUGUCUGAGUUACUGAAAAUUAAGAACCAGAACCUUAAGUCCAGUAGUAAAAGACUACAUCAAGACUCUCCAAACCAAAAGAAGAAAUCAAACGGAGUCCACAAUCAACCAGUCAAGCCACAAAAUAGCAAUACAAAAGCAGAGAGAAAACUGAACCCCAGAAGACUUAAUGACACCUUUGACGGGGACUCUGUGUUUGAUAACUUCUCCCUCAGUGAAGAGCAGCAGAGUGAUCCCUCUGAAGAUAUGUCUGAUAAUUGUAAUGGAAAUGUUCCAUUCUCUUUCUCAUCAAAAGCUUUCCUGAGCUUCCGGUUUGACCGGGAGGCCAUCAUGAAAUCCUGUGACCUCUGACCUGCCAGCAGCUGUACAAGGUUCACAAGUGCUGAGAGCUUAACAAGCCUUAUCUUCCUCAGGUUUUUGUUGGUUUUAAGGACUUGCAGGGUUCACUGAUGGUUUGGACAAGUUAUUUUGUAAGCACAUGUUGUUAUACUUUGUAGCCCUGUUACAUUCAAUUUUCUUUUCUUUUUUUUCCCUUGCACUGCAUUUUGCAAUAUCACAUUUUUUUUACACAGAAUUACCUUUUCAGUGUUCAACUUGACUCUUUUCAUUCUUUUUUUUUUACUUUUGACUGUCAGAAGGGGAGGGUGAGAAGUUGAUUCCUUAUGUCUGGCACUCAAAUAAGUCAAUUCAUGUUUAGAGGGCAUUUUCCAUUUUUUUUUUAUACUCCCUGAUAUAGAUGUGACCUAAUUAUUUACUGCUUGAAUGUAACCUGAAUCUGUUGUCUCAAGGCAAUCUGGGGCUUCCUUUUAAGUCAUAUAUUCUUAGCAGAUACUGUGUUCCCAUGCACCGCACACCAUAAGACAGGAACCUCAUCAGGUUAAAAGGAGUUAAGUUUAUAUUCAGGGCUGGAGAAAUCCCUGUGUCUGUAUAACUUCUCCUGUCUGUUCUCACCAUUUCUGAUAGAAGUGGAUAUUGUUUAAAUGAGGUUUGUAUACAGUGUAUGCCCUGUUCCUAGUAACACUUCAUAUCAAGAUGUGAUCAGAAAAAAAAGGUCUAUUUUACAUUUUUAAAAAUUAGUACAGGUUUGGAAAUGUUAUUUUUAAAUUUGUAAACAUAAUUUUCCUCUUUUGGGAAAAGGAUAAUGAGACUUCCAGAACUGCAUUUUAAUUUUUCUGGUGUGUUUUGUUAUUUAAUUAACUACAACAAUGGUAAAAGCUGAGUGAGAGUUAGUUGAAGAAUUUAAAAUAUCCCCAGAAAUCAAUCUUGUAUUGAUUAUCAAAAUACAUGGACAUAUCAUAUUUUUUUUUUUUUUUUUUACAUUUAAACAAGCAUUCAUAUCACCUUGCAAGCCUACUUUCUCUUUAUCCUAUGCAGUUGUAUGUAGCAGAUAAUUGUCUAUGUACCAAGACAGAUCAUUACAUAUGUAAGCAUGUGUUUGUAUGUUGUUCAUGCUUUCAAUUAAUAAUUAUAAGGCGCUCUGAAUCUAUGAAAUUGUAUGCUUGUCCACCCCACUCCUGGUUUAGUACGCCUUUAAACAUACUGUAAUACACCAGUCACUGCUUUACAUCUAUUCAUAUAGAGAUGCAGUUAUUUUGAUAAGUUAUACACACCAAAAUUGUUGAUUACAGAUUGCAAGUCCUAAAUGGUUACUCCAAGCACCAUGACCACUUCACUUCAGUUAUUUGACAUGGUCAUUAUUCCUAAUGUCUGAAUGUUAAGAGUUUUGCUAUGAAAUGCUGCACAUUCAAAAUCUAACCCCUUUCCUGUAACUCCACCUCCUGGAGCAUCAAUGGGGCAUCAUUAGAGUCCCUGGCUUACCAACGUCAAUUCUGUGCAUAUUUCUAUGAAUAGGGUUGCAUUCAUUAAUGAGUGUGGUCACCUGAGACUCCCAGCCAAUGAAUGGCAAUGAGAUCUGUAUCCGGCUUCUGUGACUCUGUCGAGGCAGGAUACACAUCAACAGCUAUAGAGGACCCUCUGCACAGGGAACAGACCCAUGUAAGAGGGUAAAAUGGUUUGCCCCAUUACCGGAAAAUGGGACCAGGGUCCUUCUGGCAUCAUAACCACUACAGCAGGCUGUAGUUGCUAUGAUUCUUGGAGCAACCCUUUAAUCAUUACCCUCCGUAACUACUUUGUGUUGUGACAGUGCUGUGAAUCAUGAUAUUUUGUGAGGACCAUGCUUUGAGAUGUGAUCAUUAAAAGGACACUGUUGACAUCAUAAACACUUCCAUGGAUAGAAGUGGUUAUGAUGCCUGUAAUCCAUGGAAGCUGGCUCUCACAGCACUAUUAAAAGGUCUACUCACAGUUUUAGUAGAGAUCCUCGGUCCCCGGAAGCCUGAGGCCUGGCCUCCAAUGACUGUGUGGCUGAGGCAGAGCUAUGUUUCUGCCUCACACCAAUUUAUACCUUGGAUGACUGGCUGAGAGCGCUUAUGUGACACGCUCACUCUCACAAUCACUGCCAACUAUCUCUGGUAUGGAAUCAAGCAGAGUAUAGCUCCGUUUCCACCAUAUUGUCAUUGGAGGGCAGGCUUCAGGCAGCCAUUGACUGAAAAUUUCUACUAAACAGCGAGUAAAUGUUUAGUAGUGAUGUGGAGCCUAGUGUCCGCUGACUCACUUUCCAUAACCACUUCAAUCAAUUGAAGUGAUUAUGGUGCUUACAGUGUCCCUUUAAUGCCUUUUAUUAUGGUUCUGACUUAAAUUCUCCAUAUAUUUUAUUAUAACAGCACUGUUUGAAUUUGGAUCUGGCUUACUAAGGGUCUUGAUUUAAUAAGCUUUCCAAAUGAUUCAAUGCUAUUAGAAAAUCUAAUUAUUUACCUACAGAAGUCACCAUUAGAGUCUUUGGGAAUUGUUGUAGCUGAAUCAUUUGGAAAGUAUUCUAACAAUAUUGACUCGUUUAGAAGGCGUAUUAAAUUGAUGCCUAAAUUUGGUUAAAACAAUGGAAGAUCCAUCCCUUGAAAUGUGUUGACAUUUCGUUAGUCUGCUUAUUACUGUGUUUAUGGAUAUAACCAUGGUACACUGGAGCUAGACCAACACCUAUGUUUUGUUUUCUAACAGAAAGCAAAACUCUAAUUAGUUGUUCACUAUAAAGUUCGAUCAUGGCGCCGAAUAAGUGGUCUGUUCCAUAUUCGUAUCAUGCAGUCCAGCUUUAUCUUCAUUAGAGGCUUUUAGGGUUACUUGCUAAACUGAACUGUAGCAAAUUAAAAUUAAAAUUGCAAAAUUUAGAAUACUAUCAAGUAUGAUAUUUUCAAAUUCGCCUAGAUUUUGCCAUUUAGAUUUCAGUUGGCUAGAGUUGGCAUGUUAUGACGAACCCUGUAAGUGUUAGAUUUACCAAGAUUUGAAAACUUGACAGAGCGCCUGCCUGCUGUGAGCAAAGAAAUGAACGGCAAUGAUCUCUUAGUAAGCUGUUCACUAUUCCUUCUGGGGUGUUUGAAUGCUAAGAGGGGCUAUCCGCUCUCAGAGCUGGCAGCUACGAGCACUGUAUUGGUUUAAGUGCUGUUUUUGCUGUACAAUGGGAAAACGAACACCUAUUAAUUUUCAUUUUGACUUCAUACUGUGAACUAACGCACUGUGCAUUAUUAUGCUAAGGUAUACAUUUCAUUCAAAUACAGUUGUCUUUCCUGCACAUGUUUUUAGUUUGUACUUUGAUUAUUCUUCAGGUUAAACAGUUUUUAGGAUGUUACCAUCACCAAUAAAAAUAUAGAGUCUUGUCUUUACGUCUCCUACAAUGUGAAUGUCGUCCUGGUCAGAGAGGUCUCCGUAGCACUGAAGAUGGUAAAAAUGUGGAAAUUAAUAGACUUUUUGGUGACCUUUCCUGUUCAUGUGGAUUAUUCUUGCUUCUAUCAUGGUAUUUGUCUGUGUAUAUCUUACUGUACACAUUGUACAGUGUGUAUGUAGCCUUUGCGGUGUACCCUAGCUAUGAUAAUCCAUCAUAUCUAGAGGCUGACCUACUCAUCGUUGCUCUGUUGUGUUAAAAUCAUUGCUAUCCUUUGUGUUUCCUACAGCAAAAACUUCAUAACGAAACAGCAAUAAAGGUAAUUUAUUAAAACAUGCUUGAAUUAUUUUAAUCUGGUAUGUUUCGACUUGGAUUUGUUUUUUUAUCUAUUUAUUUUAUAAAUGUCCUCUGUGUGUAACUCCAGACCGUGUCCCCUUUUUUGGCUUUUGUACAAUCUCUUCAUGAGUUUGCAGCUUUCUCGCAAGUACCGUACUAAGGUUCUAGACAUCUGGAUGAGUGUUUGAGUAAAGAUUUGUUUAUUGACCAUAAAGAACAUGCCAGCCAUCAGCUCUUCAUGGGUUAGCAUUGCCAAUGGAGAAUUUAAGCAGCAGUCUGCACCUACCAUUGAUUGAGGUUAUUAUUUGAAAAAUAUGUAAUUUAUGUCAUUUUCAUUGCACUGAGUCUCUCUUUCCAGUUUGAGCAUGGGAACAUCUGGGAUUCUCAAAAAGAUUGUUUUUGGCUACCUCAAAGACCUCCACCCCAUUGAACAUUUAUGUAAUUCAACGUAUUUCUUUAAUAUUCCAAUUUUGAUUUGGAAUAUGCUUCAAACAUUUAAACAACCAAAAUGCAUUGGGAAAGAAUUGUCUGAAAAACGUAUAAUUAUUAAGGGAGGAUUACUUGGUGAUGGCUAAAUAUGUUUUGAGGUGUGUUUUAAGGAUACUAAGGAUAUAUAGUUUAGUUUAAGGAUAAUAAGACUUGUCUGUUAAAGGGGAUAUGUCUCAUCCAAUGGUUUUAAUGAUGUUUACUAAUCCCGAUUAGUAAGAAAAAUGUAUUUGUGAGGUGUGAAAAAUACAAUUUAAAUGUAGAAAUUCACGCCACUUGAGCUCCUCCAUCUUCGCUCUAUGUCAAUGAUUUGUUAGACGCUUUGUGUUGCAUCUGGCAAAUAAUAUAGGGAAAUUAAACAAUGUGGGGAUGUUUAUCAGUGUGUUCUGAAAAGUGACAAAUGCUGUCAUUAUUUUCAUUGUAUUUAUUAAAAGGACACUAUAGUCACCAGAACAAAAAUGUAGUUCUGGUAAAAAUUGUCAGUCCCUGCAGGCUUUUUGCUGUAAACACUUUUUUUUUUUUUUUCUUCAGAAAAAAUGCAGUGUUUACGUUACAGCCUAGGAGCACCUCUUGUGGCCACUCCUCAGACGGCCCCUAGAGGUGCUUUCAGCAUGGAGACAAUAAGCUUUCAACAUAGAGAAGCAUCGAUUCAAUGCAUCUCUGAGGAGAUGCUGACUGGCCAGGGUGGUGUUUGGCUCCGCCCCUGCGCUGCCUCUUUGGCUGAGAUUAUCAGAAUUGACUAUCUCAGCCAAUUUCCUAUGGGAAAGCAUUGUGAUUGGCUGAGAUCAUUAUUCUGAUGAUGUCAGCCAAGGAAGCAGAUCGGGGGCAGACCCGUGAUGCGCUGGAAAUAAGGAGAGUUUUAACCCUUUUUAAGGGGGCUGUGGACCUAAAUGAUGUUUUAACACUACAGGUUCAGGAAUACAUGUUUGUGUUCUAAAAGUGAUCUGAAAAGUGACAGUUUUUUUCAUAGUGAAUUCUGCCAGUUUUCACAGAAAUAUUAAUUUCAAACGGCAAAUUUUUUUUGAGUGGCUUCCAUUAAGCAUUCAAAUCUAUUCAAAUAUACACCCAAUGAAAAAACAUGUAUUAAUUGCAGGUGUAUCUACUAAACCAUGAUUUCUAUUUUUUGUUUCCUCUGCUCUAGUUGUUUUAUAAAAAAUAUUUGGGAAAUGAAAAGCUUUAGACAGUAUAUAGUGUACCUUAUCUUUCAAUAAUAAAGUAUAAAUGAGGGUGAGUGAGGCUCUAUAGAUUCCAUACUGCAAAAUAUAUGACAAUAAAAACAAUUUUAUACUAAAUUCUUAUAUUCAAGAAGUUAAAUGAAUACUCUAAGGUUACAAAAAUAAAUGUGUAUCCUAACAGGAUUUCUUUUAUUGCUUUUAGACUAUAUUCACCCCUUU